Ctenopharyngodon idella (grass carp) is the source of this 3537-nucleotide messenger RNA. RefSeq names its product B-cell receptor CD22-like. Bases 326 to 1909 code for a protein of 527 amino acids. The transcript is spliced from 12 exons. Lineage: Eukaryota; Metazoa; Chordata; Actinopteri; Cypriniformes; Xenocyprididae. The record is from RefSeq and is a predicted model, not a curated record.
AAGUCCUUCACUGUAAAGCUAAAGUGCUUUUGUUAAAACAGUCAGUCAUUUGGUUGCUGUUGAUCUGAUGAGCUUCAACACGAUAUAUUUUAUGCUGAUGUUGGUCAGAAUGGCUCCUGCUCUUCCUCUGAUCUUUCUGCUCAUGAUUCACGUUUCGUUUGGGUUGUUCCUGUUUUGGCAUGGGGCCGGUCACUAAAAUAGACUUUAAAAAGAGGAAGGAAAAAAAUUGCAAAAACAGCAGAAGAAAGUUUUCAGCUCGCAUUUGCAGUUCACUCUCCUGGAGUCUGUUUGCUGUGUCUGAAACUACAACACGUUUUCUGCAGUGAUGUCACAGAUACCGGCUCCUUCUCUUCUUCUGGUUUUUAUGCUCAUGAUUUCAGGAGUUUGUAGCCAGUGGAGUGUGAGUUACAGUCCUUCACACAUCUGUGCACUAAAGGACUCAUCAGUGAUAAUGAACUGCACUUAUACAUACCCUGCUGGAUAUCAGAUCAAGAAAGUGUUCUGGACAAAAGCCUUUAUUAGGGGUGUAAAGCCUCCAGAUCUGUCUAAGGACCCUGAAUACAGACAGAGGCUUCAGUAUCUGGGAGAUAAACAGCAGAACUGCACCAUCAGACUGAGUCAUGUGACACUGAAGGAUUCACACGAGUACUAUUUCAGAUUCAUCACUGAUAUACCUGAUGGUAAAUGGACUGGUAAACCAGGAGUGACUCUUACUGUCACAGAUCUUCAGGUGGAGUCUCCUGAGAGAGUGACAGAGGGAGAUUCAGUCCGUCUGACAUGUAAAAGCAGCUGCACUCUGACUGACAGAGCAACAUUCAUCUGGUACAGAAACUCACAGCCAUUAACUACAGGAAUUAUUGGAAACCAGCUCAACCUCUGGAGAGUCAGCAGAGAAGAUACAGACAGAUAUAGCUGUGGUGUAGAUGGACACAGUUACAGAUCUCCUGCUGUUCAACUCAAUAUCAGAUAUCCUCCAGAGAAUCCAGUGAUCUCCAUCAGUCCAUCUGGUGAAAUAAUGGAGGGAGAUUCAGUGACUCUGAUCUGCAGCAGUGAUUCAAACCCUCCUGCAGAAAUCAGCUGGUUUAAAGGAGGAACGUUUGUAGGAUCUGGAAGAAUCUACAGCAUCUCAAAGAUCAGCUCUGAUGACAGUGGAGAAUACAAGUGCAGAUCCAUCAAUGAACAUGGAGAGAAAUACUCUGAUGCUGUGACUUUAAACGUCAUGUAUCCUCCCAGGAACGUCUUAGUGUUGAUAUCUGGAUCUGGUGAAAUAGUGUCAGGAGAUUCAGUGACUCUGAUCUGCAGCAGUGAUUCAAACCCUCCUGCUCUGAACUUCAGCUGGUUUAAGGAGAAUGAAAGCUCAGCUGUUGGAUCUGGACAGAGUUUCAGUGCACUACAGAGUGGACGCUUCUACUGUCAGGCUCACAAUCAACAUGGAUCUCAGAGAUCAGACGCUGUAACUGUCACAGUUCAUCAUCGUCUCGGUUGGCAUGUCUGGUUGGGGAUCUCAGUGGCAUGUGUAGGAUUCUUCAUCAUCAUCAUCAUUCUGUUUAUAAUGAGAAAACGAAGAGAUGCAAACACUGAAGACCUCACAGUGAAACAGGACAAUCUGUACUCUGACGUAACAGGGAGAGACGUUCAUGUUUCUGAAUCAGCUGAUUUUGACGACGCUCAGUACACCACUGUUGCUUUCAGCAAACCCAGAAGAGACAGAAACGCUCCUGAUCGCAGAGAUUCUGAGGAGAUCCAGUACGCAACUGUACAACAUCACAAAAACAAACAGACCAAGAGAUCAGAGGAGAACGAAAGCCAGUACGACAAUAUCAGGAUUCACCAGCCUGAAUCUGCUGUGAGGCGAUCAAAUGUUGAAUCUGUGGAAGAGGCUUCUGUGAUCUACAGCCGUGUCAAAUGAUGAUAAUAGAGACCAUCAUGAAGACAAAGACCAAAACAAAUAAUAAUUACAGGUGCAUCUCAAUAAAUUAGAAUAUCAUGUAAUUUUUUUUUUUUUUUUUCUGUAAUUUAAUUCAAAAAGUAAAACUUAAAUAUAUUCUAGAUUUAUUAGACAUAAAGUAAAAUAUUUCCAGACUUUUUUGUUUUCAUUUUGAUGAUUACAGCUUACUGCUCAUCAAAAUCAAAAAAAAAAAACAGUAUCUCAAAUUAUUAGAAUAUUUAAUUUCAAGUUCUAUUAAAUUACCUGUAGGAACCAUGGACGAACUAGACAAAUGAAUCAUUCAGAUGAUUCUUUCAAAACAUAAUUCCAGAAACCUAAGCUCAGAGAAUCUAAUUUUCGGCUCCAGUCCGUCUACAGAACAAUCCCUGCUAGGUAUUUUUAUGGCACAAAUGCUUCCUGACUGAAGGAGAGGUGACAAAACUCAAGCCAUUUGUAGCAACCAAAUGGUCACCGGAAGAUAAAGCGUCUUUGAUCUCCAGAUCAAAAGAGACAGAGAGACAAUGUAGGCCUGUUUCUAACUGUUCCUAACUUUACAGAAAAACCCACAAAGAAGGUUUCUACAACUAAAACGGACUGAUCAAACAUCUUUCAACUGCAUAAAUGUUAUAUCAUGUUCACACAUUCUACAUGUAACCAGUUAUGUUUUAGAACACCCAUGUCAUGUAACUGUAUAACUAUUGAAUGGUUGAAUGAAAGUAUUUUGUGUUUGAUAUAUGUUUUAAUCUCUUCUUCUCAUUUAAAUCAUGGCUUGAAUGAAAUCUGUGUAAAAUGUAUCAUAUUCCAUUUAAUAGAAAUUAUGUCUAAAACGCUACACUCUGCCAAAGCCGGCAAUUCCAGAGACCAGAGAUAACGCUUAUUUUAUGAUUGGGGGCAGAGAAAAUCCACCUUUGAAACAAGACGAUAUCUAAUUGGUCAGAACUCCUCACAGAGGUGGGACAAACACCUAAGUUUAAAUAGUCACAUCACAAGACAAAGAACUAGUAACAAAAAAGUAAAGAGUAACAAGAAGAACAAAACAAAGACAAGACCAAGCUGACAAAGGACAGACAAGCAGCUCAUUCAAGCCAUCCAACUUUUACUCACUUUUCGUUUCUUUUACUUAACUUUCUUUUCCGUUGAGAGUCUCGUGUUCUAAAUUUGCCGCAAAGUUUAAGCAAUGACUUUUUCCGCCUCAACUUUAACUCCAGCCACGACAAGAGACUUCAUUUCAUUUGCCAGCACGCUCAAACGUGAUUGGUUUUUACCUAACCACAAUCCGGACUUAAAAAGACCCUGCAACAAAUCAUCGACUCGGAAAACCCUUCUCUCCAAACUAAGGACGAGGAGUUUCCCAUUUAAGCCUACAAGCAAGUACCUCCAGAUUCUAAAGUUGAACUGGUGCUUAAAUUAAUGAUUCAUAGUUCGUUCAGGUCAGGUCUUUUGAAGUGCAUAUUUUGCUAGAAAUCCUGCUCAUCAUUUCAUUCUCUCUUAAAACUCUUUCUCUCUCAUUUCCUUUCUUUCUGCAACGUGUAUGAAUGUUUGUGUGUGUGUGUGUUUGUGUUAGAUUAGUUAGAAUAAUCAAUAAAGUCUCUUGUAGAUUUUAAAAGAAA